This is a messenger RNA of Eimeria tenella, 1092 nucleotides long. RefSeq lists its product as uncharacterized. NCBI's taxonomy places the organism in Eukaryota, Apicomplexa, Conoidasida, Eucoccidiorida, Eimeriidae. The transcript has 2 exons. The annotation marks the transcript as partial. The record is from RefSeq and is a predicted model, not a curated record.
AUGAGCCGGCAGCAGCAGCGCGGGCAGCUAGCCCCUGCAGCAGGAGACGCCCCAAUAGACCACGACGCAGCGGCAGCAGCAGCAUCGCCAGCAGCAGCAGCAGCAGCAGCAAGUCUCCGCGGCUGCGACUGCCCCGAGCUCCGGGGCCCCCGGGGGGCCCCCCCGCUGCCCCCAGAGGAGGUGUGGACUUCUCUUUUCAUUGCAAGUCCUGAGGAGCUCGAGGCCCACUCCUUCCCAGAAGCAGCAGCAGCAGCAGCAGGUGAGCCUGCAGCAGCAGCAGCGAGGCAUGCCGUGGCCGCGAGCUCCGUGCGGCUAGACCACGAGGGCGAUUUGCUGCAGCCAGUGCCCGCCACCUUCUUCCUAAGCCCCAACCCAUUCAGCAGCAGCAGCAGCAACAGCAACAGCAACAGCAGCAGGAGCAGCAGAGACGCGAGCGCAGCAGCCACUCGACCCUCUUCACCGCAGCAGCAGCUACGGGGGGCCCCCGGGGGCCCCCCAGAGAGCUCUUUGAGGCGGCCAGGGGGCCUCUUCGUCUCAGCCGUGAAAACCAGUCGAGCAGCAGCAGCAGCAGCAGCAAAAGCAACAGCAGCAGCAGCAAGUGGUGGGGCCCCAAAGGCGCAACAAGGGGGGAGCCACGGUGGCCCCCGGAGGGAGCAGCAGGGGGCCCCCAGGGCCCCUGAGGGGCUUCUGGGGCUGCUGUGGGGAGAGCAGCAGCAGCCUAACUGCAACAGCAACGCCAGCAAACAAAGCAGCAGCAGCAGUAGCAGCAUCAGCAAGAACUGGCCUCCUGUCGCCGCCGCAGGCGACACAAGACCCACAGGGGGGCCCUGGGGAAACCCCUUUGGGGGCCCCAAUUUGAAGUUCUCUAGGGGGCCCCAGGGGGCCCCCUUGGCUUCACCUUCGACGGAAGAAGUUGCUGCUGCUGCUGCUGCUGCUGCCAGAACUCCCAGCCCGAAGCAUAUCCCUAAGUUGCUUGACCAGCAGCAGCAGCAGCAGCAGCAGCAGCAGCCGAGCAAGUCCCCGGGAAGGGAAGUCCGGAUGCGUGCUGCAGCAGCAGCAGUGCCGCGAGCUGCGGGCGAUGCAGCAGCAGCA